AUGUUGAACCUGCUGCUCCUCGCGGCCAUGACGGCGACGUUGCUGGCAUUGCCUGCUACGGGCAACUUUGUCCUCCCCGUAGACAAUCUUGAGGCGAUCAAAUUGCCCUUCUAUUACUACGAUAUCCAUUCGCAGAAAAUGAGAUUCGGCCUCCCGUUCCCGAAUAACCCGUGGGGUGCGAACGGAACGGAGAUCCUGCAACUCGAUCUCAAAGUCGGGAACUGUCCAAGAUGCUUCGACGUAGCCUGGGUGGGAACAACGCCGGUGCCUUACCCCAAGCACUUCUACCAUCCCUACACACUGGACUCCUCGGGGGCCAUGCACGUUGCCGGGAUCUCCAUCGGCGACUUCCCCAGAGGAACCACGGCGGAUGACGAGACAGGUGACCUCCCCUUCGCCAUCACUUCCGUGGACCACCAGCCGUUGGAUAAGCCGCUGGCAUUCAGCGUCACCUGGAACUUCCAGAAGCCGAAGCAGAGACUGGGACGACUGGUGUACCAGCCAGAACCUCAAGUCAUCGAGUUCGCCGAGUUUGACAACGUUUUGGACUAUCUGCCACCGCCGCCGCUCGAGCCGAAUCGAACUUGUCCGCCACUCAGAGAAAUGAAGCUGCUCGAGUACGAAGAGAAGACCCAGAAGGCCGUUUUCACCCUCAUCUGCGAAGACUGCUUCCGCUCCGCGUUCAAUGCUCCAGACUCACUCAUCUUCUCAGUGCAACCACAGCCUCAACCCAAGGUCGGCGCGUUCAGCUUUCUACUCAAUAACGUGUCGGAGACGAUCAAAGUCCAAGGUAGCAACCAUCGCGCCUACGCACCCGAUGCUUUGGGCGUGGUCCAUACCCUCGACCUCUCGCUGAGCUACGAGCGCUUUGUGGUCGCGGAAGACUAUAGCGAGCUCGGGUCCAUCAACGGCGCGGACCUCUUCAUCCUGGACUUCUGGAUCCUCGCGAUCGACGGCAAACGCCCAUCAUCAGAGCGCGUCACCUUCCAAGCCAAAUGGGACCUGCUCGGUCAGAUCGACAGGCGCAUACCGCGAUGGGAGAGCUUGCAGUUGAAGGUCGAGACGACUGCGAUACGGUUUCCGUUCCCCAAGAAUCGAAAGGGGCUCGGCGCACCGCCGGGUCGCGCGGCCUCUCGAGUCUCGCUGAUGUCGCCUCCGCAGACGACGACGCAAGGCUCGACCAGCCUGCCCUUCAGCGCCUUGUUGAUCCUGGUGGGAUUUGUGGCUGGUCUAGCGAUCCCUCGUCGCCCUGGACGUCGCCGGUAG
Cladophialophora immunda is the source of this 1266-nucleotide messenger RNA. RefSeq lists its product as uncharacterized. Bases 1 to 1266 code for a protein of 421 amino acids. The transcript has 5 exons. The record is from RefSeq and is a predicted model, not a curated record. NCBI's taxonomy places the organism in Eukaryota, Fungi, Ascomycota, Eurotiomycetes, Chaetothyriales, Herpotrichiellaceae.